GCAGCCGUGGCUAGAGCAGCAAACAGCAACAGCGAGCGGGACGGAGUUAGGACCGCUCGGAGCGCCCAGGUCUCGAGGGUGUUGGUGCCAGAAGAAAAGGAUGAUUGAUGGGAAACAGACACCGGAUGAUAGACGCACAUCCUUUUGCUUCCGAUACUGAUAUCUCAGCGGCGCCUGGGCAGCCCUUGUGAACCGUGAGCAUUGAGGAUCACUCAGGGUUAUCGGAUGUACAAUGGGAGAGCCAUCACUUUGCUAAAUUAUUAUCUGCUAUUGGACAUCUUUUACAAAAACCAAACUUGAUAUGUUCUAGGACGACGAAAAUGCUCCAAGUUGCUGUUAAUGCCUAACACACAAGUAUGUUAGGCUUCCACCAAAGUCCUCAAUAUACCUGAACACGCACAGUAUCUUAAUCCUUCACAUCUGAUUUUGGAUUCUGCUUUUGAGGUCUGAUCCUCUUUAUUCUUUUCUUUCUUUUUAAAAAUAUACAGACCUAUCUACAUAAAGACAUAUAUAUAUAUAUACACACACAAAUAUACAUAUAUAUAUAAACAAAUGUAUAUGUAAAAUAGACAAAGAUUACAGAUAAAUCACGAAGAUUGCAAAGAAUUUAGAAAUGUAUUUGUCAAGAUUCCUGUCCAUUCAUGCCCUUUGGGUUACAGUGUCUUCAGUGAUGCAGCCCUACCCUUUGGUGUGGGGACAUUAUGAUGUGUGUAAGACUCAGAUUUACACAGAAGAAGGUAAAGUUUGGGAUUACAUGGCCUGUCAGCCAGAAUCCACGGACAUGACAAAAUACCUGAAAGUGAAACUGGAUCCUCCGGAUAUUACCUGUGGAGACCCUCCUGAGUCCUUCUGUGCAAUGGGCAAUCCCUACAUGUGCAAUAAUGAGUGCGAUGCAAGCACCCCUGAGCUGGCACACCCUCCUGAGCUGAUGUUUGACUUUGAAGGAAGACACCCCUCCACAUUUUGGCAGUCUGCUACUUGGAAAGAGUACCCCAAGCCUCUCCAAGUUAACAUCACUCUGUCUUGGAGUAAAACCAUUGAGCUCACAGACAACAUAGUUAUUACCUUUGAAUCGGGGCGUCCAGAUCAAAUGAUCCUGGAGAAAUCUCUCGACUAUGGACGAACAUGGCAACCCUAUCAGUAUUAUGCCACAGACUGCUUGGAUGCUUUUCACAUGGACCCCAAAUCUGUGAAGGAUUUAUCACAACACACCGUCUUGGAAAUCAUUUGCACAGAAGAGUACUCCACGGGGUAUACAACGAAUAGCAAAAUAAUCCACUUCGAAAUCAAAGACAGGUUUGCAUUUUUUGCUGGACCUCGGCUACGGAAUAUGGCUUCCCUCUACGGACAGCUGGAUACCACCAAGAAACUCAGAGAUUUCUUCACAGUCACAGACCUGAGGAUAAGGCUGCUGAGACCAGCUGUUGGGGAAAUAUUUGUAGAUGAGCUACACCUGGCACGCUACUUUUAUGCCAUCUCAGACAUAAAGGUGCGAGGAAGGUGCAAGUGUAAUCUCCAUGCCACUGUGUGUGUGUAUGACAACAGCAAACUGACAUGUGAAUGUGAGCACAACACUACAGGUCCAGACUGUGGGAAAUGCAAGAAGAAUUAUCAGGGCCGACCUUGGAGUCCAGGCUCGUAUCUCCCCAUCCCCAAAGGCACUGCAAAUACCUGUAUUCCCAGUAUUUCCAGUAUUGGUACGAAUGUCUGCGACAACGAGCUCCUGCACUGCCAGAACGGGGGGACGUGCCACAACAACGUGCGCUGCCUGUGCCCGGCUGCAUACACUGGCAUCCUCUGCGAGAAGCUGCGGUGUGAAGAGGCGGGCAGCUGCGGCUCCGACUCCAGCCAGGGGGCGCCCCCGCAGGGUUCCCUAGCGCUGCUGCUGCUACUGCUGCUGACCACGCUGCUGGGAACAGCCAGCCCCCUGCUGUUCUAGAUGUCGCAUCCAGCCAUCGGACAGGCCUGUGCCCUGGGGAAGCAAACACAACCCAAGCAUUUGCUACUAACAUAGGAAACAUAAACACACCCCCCACUCAAAACACAGCGUACAAACUAAGAAGGCCUAACUGAACUAAGCCAUAUUUCUCAGACGUGGACAGCACAUCGGAGUCAAGACUGUUAAUUUCUGACUCCAGAGGAGUUGGCAGCUGUUGAUAUUAUCACUGCAAAUCACAUCGCCAGCUGCAAAGCUUACUGCGGAUUGGAAAGGCUGUGACAGCCCCCCGCCCCCAAACAGGAAAGACAAAAAAAAAAAAAAAAAUUGCUACUCUAACUUGGUGCGCCCUCGUACCGCUCUGCCCGGUGUGUGGACCAACCAAAUAGAAGCAUUCUUUGCUGUCAGGUGCAUUGUGGGUAUAAGGAAAUCUGUUACAAGCUGCCAUAUUGGCCUGCUUCAGUCCCUGAAUCCCUUCCAACCUGUGCUUUAGUGAACGUUGCUCUGUAACCCUUGUUGGUUGAAAGAUUUCUUUGUCUGAUGUUAGUGACGCACACGUGUAACAGCCCCCUCCAGAAGCGCAAGCCAGUCAUACCCCUGUAUAUCUUAGCAGCACUGAGUCACCCAGUGCGAGCUCAUACCCACUACACAAGAGUGGCUAUAGGAGAAAAGAAAGUGUAUCUAUCCUUUUGUAUUCAAAUGAAGUUAUUUUUCUUGAAAUACUGUAAUAUGUAGAUUUUUUGUAUUAUUGCCGAUUUGUGUUACCAGACAAUCUGUUAAUGUAUCUGAUUCGAAUCAGCAAAGACUGACAUUUUAUUUUGUCCUCUUUCGUUCUGUUUUGUUUCAUUGUGCAGAGAUUUCUCUGUAAGGGCAACGAACGUGCUGGCAUCAAAGAAUAUCCGUUUACAUAUAUAACAAGUGUAAUAAGAUUCCACCAAAGGACAUUCUAAAUGUUUUCUUGUUGCUUUAACACUGGAAGAUUUAAAGAAUAAAAAUUCCUGCAUAAACAA
This is a messenger RNA of Marmota flaviventris (yellow-bellied marmot), 2946 nucleotides long. The record is from RefSeq and is a predicted model, not a curated record. Lineage: Eukaryota; Metazoa; Chordata; Mammalia; Rodentia; Sciuridae.